AUUCCACUGCACACCACUGUCCCCUGAUUUUCCCGCGUGCCCAUAAUUCCACACGGCUUUCAUUGACGGGACUUUUGCUUGAAGCCUUGAACAUGGAAAAGUCGACGGAGCCAUGCCAUGGGCAUCCAUCCCCGCUACCCAUUUCCUCAUCAAAAAUACAUCUUUUUUUGAAGAGAUCAAUAACACAUCUGAAGUCUGAACCAGAUCAUGCUUUUGAUUUUGCAUGAAAACUAAUACUACUACGCCCCCAAGAGGAAGAUUGCCUAAUUCCUCUAAAGGCUACAGUUACCUUGGCUACUAAUUUCCAGCAACCAUGAUUUCACCCUCCUCCAACCUCUCCUCGGCCAUCCUGAUUUCAUUCCUUCUCACGCUUCUUCACUUUCUCAGCCUCGGCCCCACAUCCAAAGCCACCCCAACUUACAGUGCCAUCCUAUGCCCAAACAGCAGCACGUAUUCCCCAAGCAGCACCUACGAAACAAACCUCAACUACCUCCUCAUCGCCCUCUCCAACGCUGACCCUGAUGGCUUUUUCAACUACACCGCCGGAAAAGGACUUCCCGACCCAUCCUACGGCCUCUUCCUCUGCCGCGGCGAUCUUUCCUCCACCGCUUGUGACGACUGCGUGACCGCUGCUAGUACCGAGGUUUUACGAAGGUGCCCCCAGUUGAAGUCGGCCUCGAUCUGGUACAACGAGUGCAUGCUGCGUUACUCCGACACCUAUAUCUUUUCCGCCGUGGAUAUAACUUACAACGUCAUGUUGCCCGGGGCGGAAAACGUCACUGAGCAGCCGGGACUGUUUAGCGAGUCGCUGAAAAAGUUAAUGGGCGAGUUAUCGACUCGGGAUUCUUUGAAAACCCAGUUGGGAUAUAAGAAAUUCGCCACUGGAGAACUCAAUUUGACGGCGAAUCAGACGUUGUAUGGGCUAUUGCAAUGCACACCGGACAUAACUAGCGCAGAUUGCGACAGAUGUAUAACGGCGGCUGUCUCGAAUUUGUGGAAUUGCUGUGACGGAAAACAUGGGGGGAGAGUUCUGUAUACGAGUUGUAAUGUGAGGUAUGAGACGAACCAGUUUUACUCACUUGACGCCCCUCCAACACCGCUGGCGCCACCUCUGCCACUGCCUCCCCCUCCGCCGCCUCCCCCUACUUCAGGAAAGGGGGGAAUCUUAUGGCGAGUACUUGUCGGUGUUGCUGGCCCAAUUGGUGUCAUCGGAUUCUGUUUCCUUUGUAGCAAGAGAAGGAAGAAAUAUUUCACUAGUAAACCACUUGCUAGUAAGGAUGAAAUUACAACAUUACGGUCGUUGCAAUAUGAUUUGAGCAUGAUUCGAGCUGUCACAAACAACUUCUCCGAUGAUAACAAAAUUGGUAUGGGUGGAUUUGGUCCCGUCUACAAGGGCACACUUCCAAAUGGACAAGAGGUAGCUCUGAAGAGGCUAUCUAAAAACUCACGACAAGGUGUACAACAAUUCAAAAAUGAGGUGGUAUUGAUAGCACAGAUCCAGCAUGCAAAUCUAGUGAGGUUACUUGGAUUUUGCUCGGAAGAAGAAGAAAAGAUACUCAUCUAUGAAUUUCUGCCCAACAAAAGCCUCGACAAGUUCCUAUUUGAUUCACAAGAACAAGAGAAGUUGGAUUGGCCACAACGUUACAAGAUCAUACAGGGGAUAGCUCAGGGGAUGCUCUAUCUUCAUGAAUAUUCCAGACUUCGAAUUAUACAUCGGGAUCUUAAAUCUGGUAAUAUUUUAUUAGAUGGGGCUAUGAAUGCAAAAAUUUCAGAUUUUGGCAUGGCUAGGAUCUUCGGUGUGGAUCAAACUCAAGCAGUUACAAGUCGAGUUGUUGGAACAUAUGGUUACAUUUCUCCGGAGUAUGCAAUGCAUGGACAGUUCUCCGUGAAGUCUGAUGUGUUUAGCUUUGGUGUCGUACUUUUGGAAAUCAUUUCUGGCAAAAAGACCAAUAGCUUUUACAACCCCGAUUGUGUUGAGAACCUUCUGAGCUAUGCUUGGAAACUCUGGAAAGAUGGAACACCCUUGGACUUGAUGGAUCCAGCUUUGGAAGGGUCUUAUUCAAGAAAUGAAGUCAAUCGAUGCAUCCAUAUCGGCUUGUUGUGUGCCCAACCCAAUCCAGAUGCGAGGCCCUCCAUGGCAAAGGUAGUUCGGAUGCUCAACAGCUAUUCCACCAUGUCAUUACCUCAACAACCUGCAUUCUUUGCUCGGAACAGAACAACCUCAAGCGCACUCCAAGGCCUUGAGCCGGACCGGCCUAUAGACAAGCCGAUGACAUUGCCUGUGAAUGAAGAAUCAAUUGCUGAACUAGACCACAGAUAACAUGAGAAGUUAAAGGCCAAUUUGAAGAUUGUCAAGUGUAUCUAUUCCUCCUUUAUAAUUAUCGGGAAAGCUUUGUUGAUUGUUUACAUCAACUCAAUACUUGUUUUGGCUCUGUAUCUCAUAGAAAAAGAACAUUGCAGUGUUCUUUGGUAGAUUUUUUCUGUAAAAAUUGAUUUGUGCAUGUAUUGCUUUACUGCUUCUUGAUUUGUUACAGAGUUAUGUAGUUUCUUGCCUUUUUUUGAUC
Messenger RNA from Rhododendron vialii, 2564 nucleotides. Its product is annotated as cysteine-rich receptor-like protein kinase 10. The coding region runs from base 314 to 2320 and encodes 668 amino acids. The transcript has 7 exons. Lineage: Eukaryota; Viridiplantae; Streptophyta; Magnoliopsida; Ericales; Ericaceae. Gene Ontology annotation, biological process: protein phosphorylation. The record is from RefSeq and is a predicted model, not a curated record. Gene Ontology annotation, molecular function: protein kinase activity; ATP binding.